This is a messenger RNA of Pogonomyrmex barbatus (red harvester ant), 1722 nucleotides long. RefSeq names its product Queen brain-selective protein-1 (gene Qbp-1). NCBI's taxonomy places the organism in Eukaryota, Metazoa, Arthropoda, Insecta, Hymenoptera, Formicidae. The record is from RefSeq and is a predicted model, not a curated record.
ACCGCGCACCGCCUUCAGUCGAGCAUUGGGCGAGUUGGUGUCCGCACGAAAGGGAUCGUCGCCGAUUAGAGAGGAGACAAACCGCGAAGCAGCGAGAGGAUUCCAGAGUUCAGAUCGGCGGAUCAUCAUGCUUACUUUCCAAUUCAUUCACGCGAUCGUCUUGCUGGCUACGAUCUUCGUGAUCGGCAAGUGCCAUGCUCAUUCUACGAUUCAACAACGGCAAGAGUUGAGACCGUUGUGCACAAGCUGUGGCGACGAAUGUGAUAAAUGCGACUUCGGUUUCAUAAUAUCGACUGUCUGUGGUACCCCGCAAUGUCGACGAGGUCCUGGAGAAAUUUGUGGUGGUCCAAGUGACACCUGGGGUGUCUGCGGCGACGGAUUGAUCUGCAGUUGCAACCGAUGUUCCGGCUGUAGUCUAGACUCUCUCACAUGUUUCGCGAAUCCUUGUCUGCCUCAUCAGAGCCUAGAAUCGCGGGGCCACGUCGAUAUCCUCGAUAGAUAUGCUCCCAUCAACAGAAUCGUCAACUAAACGGAACUCAACCCAACCCCCGGAUGGACGAAAAGGAUAACGGAUGGAUGUGAAAUGAUGAAUGUGAGGAAUGAAUGUGAGAACGAGAGAAAGAGAAAGAGAAAGAGAAAGAGAGAGAAAAUGAAAAAAAAGAGAAAGAGAGAAGUAGAGAGAGAAAGAGAGGGUGAAAGAGAAAGAAAUGCGGAUAUGUAUUAGUGAUUUUCCGAAUUAUUUAUUGCAUUUCACGAUAUUAAUCUCAUUAGGUAUCUACAAUUGUGAUAGACAACUCUCGUCGGAGCUCGUCUCUAUCCACACCCUUCCCUUUCGCGAGACGACUCCGCGUGCCCCUGUAUAAUGGCAUUUCUGUGAUUUUUUUUUAAUUACUACGUUUAAUUCCCAUCUUUGUACACGCGCGACUCGCCGAAGCGCGUACUUGCGAACACGCGUGAACGAGCGAGCGAGCGAGCGAGCGAGUGUGCGUCGCUGACUAGAUUGAUCUCGUGAGAUAUUUGAUGAUUCAUCGUCAUCGCCUGGUUUCUUGGCUGUGAAUCGCGUCUCUUGCAAAGUAUCGCGCGCAGAGACGAUCGACGGGAGUCUUCGAUGCUUCCACCGAAAAGCGUCGCGAUGCAAAUCGGAUAGAUCGGAAGAAAACAUCGAGGACGAAAUGAACGAGGAAGAUAUAAAAGGAUUCCUCCUCCUCUUACUCCCUCCCUCUAUCCCUGCCUCUUUUCCUGCUGAAAUUGUCAACAUUGUCGAUAUGAUUUCUUUUCUUUACAUUCCGAUCGUAUGUAUUUACAAAAGAUGUAUUCGACACUAUGCAUUUAUCUUAAUAUUUAUUUUCAAUAUCCGAUAUCAUCAUCGAUGUUUAAGAAAAUGUCACAUCCUCCGGAUAAAGCGCGCUCGCUUCGAUAUAUUGAAUUAUAAUUAUAAUUGUAAUUAUAAUUAUAUUCUAAUCAGUGUGUCAUUACGCCUUGUUAAUGAACUAAUAUUUAUUAAUAGACGCGGAAAUUAUUUUCGUUUCUAGUUUCGUUUCGUAACUUUUUUUCAUUCAUCGGUACUUCACCGCGUCGAUUACUCAUCCAUAAAUGCGUCCUCGAGAAAACGGUGAUUACUUCAUGUAUAGCUCUCGGUAUUCCCGCGGUGACCAGCCGCGCGAAUGCUUCGGCGAAUGUCGCCCUAUGUAACGGACAACAGAAUAAAACUGAUUGCAUUCA